AUGGCUGAAGCUUCGGGAGAUGUUACUUUUGAUACUAUCGUCACCGACGAUCUAGAUCAAUCACUGGGCACAGGGCACUUCUGUGAAAUGAAGGUUGAUAAGUUGGGGAAGAUAUCAGAAUUGACAUAUCUGGGGGGAGAGCCGCUGGAGCUGCAUAACUUGCACGCGUUGCUUGGCAUGCCAGUCGCCUAUCUCAAUGACAUAUCCAAGAAGUGCUCCGAUGGGCAGACCAAAGCGAUUAUCGAGUACCUCGAAGAUAGUUGGGCGAAGGCCUUGUUCCACGAGAGGUAG
Molecule: messenger RNA, 291 nt
Organism: Perkinsus marinus ATCC 50983
Lineage: Eukaryota; Perkinsozoa; Perkinsida; Perkinsidae
Exons: 4
Coding region: 1-291 (96 amino acids)
Source: RefSeq, a predicted model, not a curated record